This is a messenger RNA of Didymodactylos carnosus, 1983 nucleotides long. Lineage: Eukaryota; Metazoa; Rotifera; Eurotatoria; Philodinida; Philodinidae. The record is from the annotation of a GenBank genome assembly.
AUGGGGGCGAGCACAUGGCAUUGUCCCCACAGUUCCAUUAGCAGUACUUCUGUCUUACAAACUGUUCAGAAUAAAUCAACUAAAAAAGGUAAUCCAAAGUCUUGUGUCGAGAAACUUUUUGUUAACUACAAAGAACAUGCCGAUGGUAAAACGUCAAGUGAAUGUUUAGUAUGUAAACAUUUAGUUACUCACAAAAUCGGUGUAACAUCUAAUUAUACACGUCAUAUGCAACGUCAUCAUUUAAAAAUGUAUACGGAAUGGAUUGAUUCAUUAAAAAAUAAUGAUAAUAAGGAUGUAAUUGUAACUCAACCAAAAAUUAAACAUGCAUUCAAUAAUAAUAAAACAACAAAAUACGGUAGUCAACAUCCUCGUCAAAUUGAAUUAAACAAUAUGAUAAUCAAUGAUUUAAUAAUAGAUCUGGGUUUGCCUCUAUCGAUUGUUGAACGUCCCGCAUUUUUACGAGCAAUGAGUAAAGUUGAUUCUAAAUUUCAUGUUCAAAGUCGCCGAAGUAUCUGUCGAGAAUCUAUACCUGCUUUAUAUGAUAAAAUGAUUCGUGAAUUGAAAACAAUAUGUACAACUGCUGAAUUUAUCUCGUUGACGCUAGAUAUCUGGAUUGAUCGGAGAAUGAGACCAUUUUACGCUGUAACUGGUCAUUCAAUCAUUGAUUGUGUUUUUAAAUCGUAUGUUCUCUCAUUUUUGCCAUUAACAGGUAGCCACACUGAUAAAGCUUUGCUAAAUGAAUUUGAAAAAAUAAUUUCAUCAGAUUAUAAUAUUGAAAACAAACUUGUACGACUGGUAACUGAUAAUGCUGCUAAUAAUGUCAAAGCAUUUAAAAGUUUGAUAGUUCCUGGUUUUGAGCAUUAUUUUGAAGGUGAUGAAGAUGAUGAUGAUGAUGAUGAUCGGAUAGAUGACGAUGAUUCAGAAACAGAUGAAAAUAAUUUAAAUGGUAAUACUAAAAAUAUAUUUAAUACAUUAGCAAAUGAUAAUUCUGUUAAUUUAUUACGUAUUCCGUGCUUUAGCCACACUUUACAACUUGUAGUGGCUGACGGUUUAAAAGAAUCGAGCUGUGCUCGUUCUUCGUUGGCUAAAGUUACUAAAAUAGCGAAAUACUCGCAUCAGAGUACCAAAUUCGCGGAAAAUUUGGAAGCUAAUAAAUAUUCAAUACCGGUUGCUUGUAAAACUCGUUGGAACAGUCAAUACAAUACUGUUAUGAAAAUAAUUGAAAUACCAGUUAGUGUAUUAAAUGAAUAUUUGAAACACUGCAAUAAGGAAGAAUUACGUUUAACAUCAAGAGACAUUGCAAUACUGCGUGAAUUCCACUCGUUGUUCGCACUUUUUGCCGAAGCAAUUGUACGGGCUCAAGCACAAAAUUCUCCAUCGAUAAGUUUGGUCGCACCUAGUCUUCUUGGUAUUUUUUUCGAUUUGGAAAAUGAAUUGAAAAAUUGUUGUAUUUAUACGUCGAGUUUAUGUAAGGUAUUGAUAACAUCGUUAAAAGCUCGCUUUGGAGCUCAAUUGGAUAGUCAAUCGGAACUUUCUGAUCCAGUGAAAGAAAGUUUGUGUCAAUUAAUAAAAAAGUUAGUUACUGAUGCUGCAUUCCAAUUAAAUAGUAGUAAAGAUAGCAGUAGUUCGAGUAAUUAUUAUAAUGCAGCAGAUGAUGAUAAAGGUGAAAGCUCAGACAUUGUUUUAGGUGAAAAACGAAAAACACUUUUUGGUUAUUGUUCAUCACAAAAUAAAAUAAAAAAAACACGUAUAGACAUACAAAAUUCUGUUCAAGACGAGAUAGUUAGUUUUCAAAAGAAGAUAGUAUAUGCGAUUUUAAGUAAAUUAGCUCAAAAAUUGUUAUGCGUACCUGCCACGUCGGCACCGGUAGAGAGAGUGUUUUCACAAAGUGGCUUUCUUUUCCGAUCUCAUCGAUGUAAAAUGACAAAAAGUACGCUUUCAAAAUUAACAUUAUUGAAAUGCAAUUUUGAAUUGUUAAAAUGA